AUGGAAAAGGAAAAGGAAAAGCAAACACAAUCGAAAGAGAACCAAAACAAAAACCCUUCAGAUGCAUCGAAACCGAUCUAUGCAAGAUUGAAGCUGUUCAUUGACACCAAAAACCAUCGAGUUAUUUACGCCCAAGUUGACAAAGAUGAUUUGGAAGCUCUAUUUAUGGUUCUCGUAGCGCCGGUUUCUCUCAUGUAUAGUAGUGUCACCGUUCCAAACGGUUAUGGGAACCUCGGAAGCUUCUUUUGUAGCAUGAUGAAUCUUUUCGGCCCAUGCAUUGGACCUGUCCGAACAAUCGGUAGUUUUACGGUACCAUUCUCGUUUGAAGAUGGAUCAACUAUUGAUCUCUCAGUCCCUAUCGCCGGCCUUCCCGGCGGCAAACUUUACGGUGAGUCGAAAGCCUUCUACCAGUGCGGUGAAAAUGGGUGUGCCCGGAAUUUCUGCAAUGAAUUUGGUGUUGUUUGUCCUGAUUGCGGGCGACCCAUGAGAAUUUCGGCCAAGUACGUUCCAUCUCCUCCACCGGCAAUGGAAGGUGUGUCAUCUUUUAUGGUUUUGGAUGAUUUGAAAGUGAUGCCUUCCUCUACAGUUUCUGCUCUUGAUCUGCUCAAGAAGUUGAAUUUGACCGAAUCUGAUGGCCUUGAAGAGAGAAUCGUCGAUAUAGGAGACGACGAGCUUGGUCAGUUGAUGGCAACUUCCAAGGAGACCAACAACGUUCUCAACGCAGUAUUCUUGCACGUCUUCAUCACAUAG
This is a messenger RNA of Oldenlandia corymbosa var. corymbosa, 750 nucleotides long. The record is from the annotation of a GenBank genome assembly. Lineage: Eukaryota; Viridiplantae; Streptophyta; Magnoliopsida; Gentianales; Rubiaceae.